Molecule: messenger RNA, 1149 nt
Organism: Penicillium subrubescens
Lineage: Eukaryota; Fungi; Ascomycota; Eurotiomycetes; Eurotiales; Aspergillaceae
Product: GATA transcription factor LreB
Exons: 2
Coding region: 1-1149 (382 amino acids)
Biological process (GO): regulation of DNA-templated transcription
Molecular function (GO): protein binding; zinc ion binding; sequence-specific DNA binding
Source: RefSeq, a predicted model, not a curated record
AUGGCCAUGACUCAAAUGACCUACAAUACAAUGCAUCUGUCGUCACAGUCGCGAUCUGGUGCGAUCGAGGGGAGUCAGGCUGCCCUGGCUGAACAGUCACAGCAACAGAAUAUAACGGGAGCUUAUGGACACUAUGCCAUGCAGGGGCAGCAACAGGGGGUUUAUCAAAAUGUGCAGAAUGACCCAGGCUGGACGCAGCGAGUCUUGGAAGAGAUGAAGGACUUGCUUCUCUUGCUAAACGCCCAGGGUCGGAUCACGUACGCGUCGCCGUCAUCGAAAUCGGUCACCGGUCGUGCAGCGAAACAACUCGAGGGCAGCCUCUUCACGCAGUAUAUUCAUGAGGACGAUAAACCUAUCUUCUUGAGAGACAUGGAUGACGCGGUGGCGACGAACAAAUCAUUCCGAACGCAUAUACGAUUGCAAAAGUCGAACAGCAAUUACUCCUUGGUCGAAACCUACGGCCAUCCACACAUCGCGAACGAAAACGGGACACGGGGGAGGGCGAUCCAAGAGCGCUGUACAGGCUUCUUCAUUAUGUGUCGACCUUACCCCACGAAGAACUCCCUGCUUCUCGACUCAUUCUUGGAGCACAAGAUUGAGAAUGCACGCUUGGUACAGCAGAUCGCCAAGCUGAAACAGGAAGAGGAUGAGGAAGCAAACCUAUCUCGGCUAUCUUACACAAAGAUUGAAGAGAAAAUCCUCGAGGCCCAAGCUACCGCUCAGGGAAGUGGCAGCGAUCAAGAGUCGACUGAGACCGUUGCACCCAACUCUGACGAGUCUGACGGUGCCGCAGGGGAUUAUUUCUCCGAGAAUGCCCCUCGCGGCGAUGGUCUGUCACAUAUUGACGGUAUCGAGGUGAUGACCGGCCUAUACUAUGGCGAGGGCGAGAGAUCCCAAGGAAUUAGUACUGGUCUGCGCCGAGGCCGACUGAUUCACUGUGACAUUGAUAUCACCACCGCAGCCGAUCAAGCCCGGAAUGUGCAAGAAGGUGAUAGGCGCAAGAGGCUGAAGGGACAGCACGUCUGCGCUGACUGUGGAACGGCCGACUCACCAGAGUGGAGGAAGGGCCCCAGUGGUCCUAAGACGUUGUGUAAUGCCUGUGGCUUGCGCUGGUCCAAGAAGGAGAAGAAGCGUCAGGAGUCUACCUGA